Rhipicephalus sanguineus (brown dog tick) is the source of this 13730-nucleotide messenger RNA. RefSeq names its product choline transporter-like protein 4 (gene Ctl2). The coding region runs from base 161 to 2365 and encodes 734 amino acids. NCBI's taxonomy places the organism in Eukaryota, Metazoa, Arthropoda, Arachnida, Ixodida, Ixodidae. Gene Ontology annotation, biological process: transmembrane transport. Gene Ontology annotation, cellular component: membrane. The record is from RefSeq and is a predicted model, not a curated record. Gene Ontology annotation, molecular function: transmembrane transporter activity. The transcript is spliced from 22 exons.
AAGGAUUCUGAAGGCGCGAGGGAACUCGGAAGGCGUUGCCACUGGUGACUGGCGUUGCUCGGUGGCUGCUACCUGCUGCUGCGAUUCCGGCGCAUCUGCGGUCGCAGCUACCUCGUGGUGUGUCAGCUUGGUGAUCGAAGCCGCUGUCCACGCUCGCGGCAUGAGCGCUGGAUACCCUCAGGCCGCGCUCUUGGAGAUGUCCAAGGUUGGGGAGACGCCAACACCUCAGGACGUCGCCGACUACGGGGAGCCACGCAAGUUUGACCCUGGUUUUAAGGGACCCCUCAAAAACCGGAGCUGCACAGACAUCAUCUGCCUCUUCUUGUUUGUCUUCUUCCUUUUUGGAUGGGCCAUUGUUGCAUUCUUUGCAUAUCGCAAUGGCAAUCCUGAGCGCCUCAUCUACCCUACUGACAGCGAUGGGAACAUAUGUGGGCAGCCGCCUUAUGAGGACAAGCAGUACCUGUUCUUUUUUGACAUCACUCAAUGCCUGAAAAGGGCCUACAAGCCAGGUGACCUGUUGCCUUCGCUCAUCUGCAACACACCACAGGUGUGCGUGUCACAUUGUCCCAACGAGACUUUCUGGGUUGACAAUGCCAAAAAGGAGAAAGAAGACCUCAUUCGUUCCAAGCUCAUAUGCCAGUAUGGCGUGGACCCACUGGAUAAGAAAAGCACUCUUGAGGAACUGACUGGAAAGGACCAAAAGUGUGCUUCUUAUUAUCUCAAGAGCAGUAGUGUUGCCAGGAGAUGCCUUCCUGGAAGGCUGGAGCUUGAUGCCAACGGAAAGGUCAAGGAUAUGAUCAACGACAAUGGGAUUGUUGAAGCGGUCUCAGCUAAAGGGCUUGCUAAAAAAACCAAGAACUCUAUUGAACUGAUUCUUGCAGGCCUGUCGAGUGCUAAAGAUGUUGGUGAACUUGCUUUCCAAGACUUCAAGACUGCAUGGCCUCACAUGCUCAUUGGGCUUCUGUGUGCCAUGCUGGUGGCAUUCCUCUGGAUUGCUCUCAUGCGCUGGUUGGCGGCUGUCAUGGUUUGGCUCAGCAUCCUCUGCCUGGUGCUGCUCUUCUCUUUUGGCUCCUACUACAGCUUCAGCAAGUAUGUGGAGCUGCGCAACAGCAUGGACAGUGGCAGCGAGAACCUCAUCAAGCAGUUUGAUGUGUCCGUCUCAUUUACACAAAAUCUGCGAGCCUACUCUGCCAACAAGAACACGUGGCUGGUUCUGGGCAUUGUAUCGGUUGUGAUCCUGGUCGUUCUACUGCUGCUGCUCAUCUUCUUGCGAAAGCGUAUCGUGAUUGCCAUUGCUCUCAUCAAGGAAGCCAGCAGAGCGGUUGCCCUCAUGCCCUCGGCACUUUUCUUUCCCAUCCUGCCAUACCUGCUGCACCUGCUGUUGUUCGCUUUCUGGGGCUCGGUGGCAGUAUACCUUGCCUCCAGUGGCACUGCUGAAUUUAAGUACAUGAACAUGACUGAUGGAAAUAACAGCAUGACUACACAAAGCUGCUCUGCAAAGGACUUCAACAAGACACUGUCUCAGCUGCGGUGUCAGUUCACGCAGUAUGUGGCCAACCAGCACCUGUCACGACUUCAGAUCUACAACUUCAUUGGCCUCAUCUGGGGCAUGUUCUUCAUAGUGGGGCUGGGCCAGGUGGCUCUGGCUGCGGCCUUUGCCUCCUACUACUGGGCCUUCCGCAAGCCACAGGAUGUGCCUUUCUUCGCUGUGCUUAAUGGGCUCUGGAUCACUGUCCGGUACCACUUGGGAUCGGUUGCAUUUGGCUCCCUCAUCCUGACCAUAGUCCGUGUCAUACGAAUUGUGCUCGAGUACAUUGACGAGAAACUCAAGAAGUAUGACAAUGAGUUCACCAGGUGCCUCAUGAGAUGCUGCAAGUGCUGCUUCUGGUGCCUUGAGAAAUUCCUCAAGUUCUUGAACAAGAAUGCCUACAUCAUGAUCGCUAUUUAUGGCAAGAACUUCUGCACUUCUGCAAAGGAGGCCUUCAAAUUGCUCAUGCGCAAUGUGGUGCGGGUGGUUGUGCUUGACAAGGUCACGGACCUCUUGCUGCUUGUUGGGAAGCUCGUCAUUGUUGGCAUUGUUGCGGUGCCAACGUUCCUGGUGUUUUCUCGCAAGGUGGAUGCACUCAACAACCACCUGCCUGAACUCAACUACUACAUGCUGCCCAUUCUGACUAUCUCUGUGGGUGCGUACAUCAUAGCAUCAAGCUUCUUCAGCGUGUACAGCAUGGCUGUGGACACCCUGUUUCUCUGCUUCUUGGAAGAUUGCGAGAGGCACGAUGGAUCUGAAGAGAAGCCAUACUACAUGUCCAAAGAGCUGAUGAAGAUCCUGGGAAAGCAGAACAGGCUGCAAGAAGCAGACAAGUGAUUGCCCUGGUCCUUUCUUGAAAUUGUGCUCUGGUUUGCUCAGCUGCAGAAAGCCCAUUUUGCUUAGCAUUGACAUGUACACAUGAUUCCAGAACUCUGAAAAUGCGCCAUGAGUGCAAGUAGAUCGCUUUAGCUUGAAGACAGAAAAUUUGCAAUGCCCUGUGCUGGAAAGAGGGAAAAAAAAAGAAGAUAGUAAUUAUCUGCAGAUACAAGAAAAAGCACUUUUCAUGGCCAGUAAGCCGGUGUAAUUCUUUUGUGCACAGCAUUAUUUGUAUUGGAUGUUGCAUCAGAGCACGUUGCAUAAGGCAUGUCGCUCUGAUUUCUGCAACUUUCAAUGUGCAAUAGGUGUUGUAUUGCAUGCAUGUGUUGUUCUGAUGCCUUUGUAUUUCAUUCAUGCUUGGUCACUCAUUUAACAAGCGCACAAGGCUGCACUGCCAUUCAUACUUCAUUUUCAUUGAAACAGAGACCAUGUGCUGGAAAGGUAUCGACGUUUGUCAGCUCUGUUAAUUUAUGUAGCCACAUGUAUGCAUACUAGCAAAACAGUUUUGUCCUAAAAGUUCUCGAAUAGAACUUUUAAAAACUUUGAUUCAACACUCUCUGAAGAAAUUGCCCUUUUUCUGUUGGAAGUGAUCUUGCUCGCAUUCAGUGUGCUGUUCUGAGCAUUCCUUCUGGUCUCAAAUGUGACUACAAAAUACCUGUACCACCACUGCGAGUUUCCUGGUGUCAUUAUAUUAGGUAACCUUGACAGCUUUAUGCCAUAUCUCAUUUAAGUUAGGAGAACUGAAUGCGGUGUUAAAUUGUGCAACUCUUAUGAUGGUAUACUGCCUUAUGCAAAAUAGUUGCCACAUGGAUGUCCAGACAUCAAGGCAGCAAUAUCGGGGGGAGGGGCACCUGCGAUGGAAGUUUCAAAGUUUAGAUCAACCGAUUCAUCUUGUGGCACAAAUUUGGGGUGUGCGACAGCUCUGGCAUCAAAAAUAUGUGCCGCACUAUGAAUGACUGUCAUCUUUUGCUGUGGCUAGUUACCCUCAAGCCAGCAUAUUGAAGGUGCACGUCUGGUAUUACAUUAGCACACAUUGUCCCCCAUCAGAAAUUGGUUCCAGUGGGUUUCAGGUGAAAUUGACAUGAAUUUUUUUAUUUGUACAAACAUUGCUGGUAGAAAAAGGUCAUGGACCCAUUGAUUUUGCCGUGUGAUCUAGCACUUUGUCCCUUAUUGGUGUGGCAUAGUCAGGGCCCAGUGUCAUCCUCCAGCUAUAUGCUGAGUGAAAAGUGCUUCACACGGAUAUUCAUUUCCAAAAUAAUGCCACACUUUCCAUGGCAUUUCACAUGGCGUGUCUGCAUGAUUUGGCUUAGACGCACUGCUGAAAAUUGACAUCUGCUCUUUCACAGGUAAGUUCAGUGCUAACAAGCUGGUUAUGUUAUUUCACUGCCUUGGAUGCAAGUACAGUAAGAUCUCACUAAUUUGAAAUCUCUAAAUUUGUAUUGACAAAUAAUGCGUACUACACAGCUGGUUUCAGUGAAGCCUCAUGCAUUUCAAUAGACGAAAACUACCAUGAAUUGAAGCGUUUAAGAACCGCCCAGUGUCUAUUUCCAACAAAAUUUAUUGCGCCUAUGGGACUGCCUUUUAAAAAAAGUCUCGUACUAUUACCUCUCGCAUCAUCCGGUUUCCUAAAGUUUGGGAUAACAUGACCAUCUUGAUCACACGACUGUCCUGCUACGUGUGUGCUGUCUUUCUGCAUGUGAGGUGCAGAAAGGCAGUGCACACGUAGAUACCAGCAGCUCGUCUUGCUCGACCUUUUAACCCUCCACGAAAAGAAGCAAGGGCUGACUCUUGCUGUCCUGAACCCUGCCACUGCUCCAUCACGUGCCCAGACACAUGCCUGUCUUUGCCACUGUUGCUAUGGCACCCACGGCGGCAGUCUCGAGUAGAUGUGGCCGUUUGGUUGGCAGAGGUAGCAGACGCCCGCUCAAUCCAUACGUUGGCUCAGAGCUCCUCUUCUAUCUUUUUUAUUCUCCUACUCCCUUCCCUGUGCACCAUGCUCCCUUAGGGGCUGCAACUUGAGCAUUUCCGAACAGUGAUCCCUUUGGUUGGCAUAGAUGAGGGCCAUGCCCUGCCAUGCCCUCCAUGCAUUUACAGUGCGGUCAGCAGUUUGGCCUCACUCCUUUUACAGUGCAGCUGUUUAUGGCUAGGGUCUGGGGGAGGAGUUUCGGGGCAGGGGAAGCAGCAUUUCUGCCAUUGUGGGGCGAGGGGCUUGAGCUGAGCACGCUCCUACCAUUCAUGGGGUUCAUUGCUCUCUCAGUCGGGUCUCGCUAGCUUGUUCGUGGCAGCAGGAGGCAUAUGGCUGUCCUAUGGAGGCUAGAAAAAUUUGCCAAACGUUUCUAGCCUCUUUGCCAUCGCGGCCUCCUGUGCAACCAGUGUAGCCGCAGUGGAGAGGCACGUUCGAUGAGUAGCACCCAGCAUACUUGAGAAGCUGACUGCAAACGGCAAGCCAGGUGGUGCCCAGAAAACGUAGAAGGAGUGCAGCAAGCCACACUGAACAGAUGUCGAGGCAAAGUGUGCUCAAGAUGCCGAGCGUGAGCAGCAGUUCAGGCAAUACACGACAAACUCUGACCAUGUGAGAAAUCCCGAAUGCAUGUGGGUAGCCAGGCAGAACGAUGACGACGGGGAGUACUCAAGACGCCAAGCAGGAAGCCACAGAAAACAACCCGUGCCCCGAAGCGGAGAAUGUGGCAAAAAGUGAAGGCCGAUAAUUUAGUCGGAUAUAUGAAUGCAUAAAAUGAGGUCCUAAAGAGAUAUACUGAGUAUGGGAUUGGAAUUCCAGCCUCUGAAGCUGAAUGACCAGCGAAGCACUACCCCACUUUCUGCUUGCGCUCAGCGCCUGAAGUACAUCUCGCCUCCACGCCUUCUUCGUUCAGUCUGGCUUGUUGCUCACAUUCGCUGUUUCUCGCACGGUUUUGUUUGACAAGGUUCAGCUUCACUGGUCAUCCACUUCCACAGGGUUUAAAGACAGCGUAAUUUUUUCUACAUAUAUCUUUCCCCAAAUAAACAACCACCAUGUGGCACACUCUUCUCUAACAACUGCAACCGUCCCUCUCCCUUCUGAGAAAAAAAAAAGCCUGCCUGCACUAAUCUGUAGGUGUGGGCUAAGACAGCACAUGCAGUGCCCUUCCAGAAACUUGGCUCAGGUCAUUGGGUGCUGUAUUCCAAAGGGCUCUCUCUAGUUCUAACUCAAUUUUAUUUGAACAAAUUUCCAGUGUUCUUGGAAGCAUAAAUCCUUGUUUAUGCUGCAAGGAAGUUCCACUGUAUAUAGUUGGAAUAACUUGCAUUGGUUGAGAUGGGCAGUAGUUCCAAAACAUUAGAGUCAAAGCAGUAUUGAAGCAAGUUCUAAAUGUGCAUUAUGAAACUGCCUCUGACAGUGUGUUGUUGCAGUAUUCUGUGAUGUGAAGGCCAGGCAGGUGACCACGAGUGAGUGUACAAGGCCAUGACUGCUUUUGGCAUUUUUUGGGUAAAUGUAUGUUGCCAAAUUGCCUUCCUGUCUACAGAAGAUGCAUUUGUAACUGGCACAUGGUGAGAUGUCAUAUUGGAAAGAAAUGUGGUCCUUGUUUAUGCUGCACCAGUGGAAAAAGAAACGACGUAUUUGCAUUUAAAGUCUGUAAUUUUCCUUGUUCUGAGGCUGAAAUUUUGAAGAAAAAGGUUCCACGAGUGGAACUUUUCAAUGCCAAAAUGUUGCCACGUGCAAUGAUUUCUGAUAAUGAUCGUUUUCUUGCACAGCAUCGUUUUGAACUCUGUUCUGUCAUUGGGUCAUUAGUGCAUUGGUGCUAUGUGCUUACGAAAUCAGUGGGCUUGCUUUAUCAGUUGAUACGCAUGUUGCGAGGCAUUAAUGUUGUUAAACGUUCGGUGUUACGGGUGUAAAUACCGGACUGGUAAGGGUGCAGGCACCUGUAUUGUCUACCCUCAACUACGUAUGCUGUUUUUACCACAGCACCAUUGAAUAAUCUGUGUGUCUGCCGAACAACACAGUCACAUAAACGUGACACUAUAUUGCAGUACAUGAGAUUUUGAUUUGUCGGUUUGCGCGAAUAGUUUGCUAGUAGAUCCCCUUUUUUUUGUAUUCGUGCAAUGUACAGUCUAUUUUUCAAACGACACUGUAGUAUCAUCAAUCACAGAGCUUUGUGGGAAAUGAGGUGCUCAAUAAUAAAGCCAGGGAUAAGCUACCUUAGGGCAUUUGAUUGUGCAGGUGUUGACGGUCUAGGUGCCUCUUCAGCUGUGUCCUCAUUGCCUUUUGUGGUGAAAAAAAGGGAUGGUGAAACUGGCUAUGUCUAACGAAAGAGACUUAUUUUUGAUAACACGGUCAUAAUUCAUACUUGGCUGUGCAUUGCUGAGCCAAAGCCAGCGUCGGGGCACAUGCUGCUGUUGUGCACCGUAUUGUUGUCACCUGGGGGAGUAAAAGCGCUUGUGGGACAUUUCCUAUGUGCUGACAGAUUAUGCAGUGCGUGGAAGCACAUGCAACCUUGCAGAAAGCAUUUACACACCAAUACACCGAAAUCAUUUUAAAGAUAGACAAAAUUUAAUAUACAGUGUCCCCCGAUCAUGGCCACUGUUGUCUGCUGCAGGAGCCUAAAGCCAAGGCCAUACAUUUGUAAUGUGGCGAUGUGAUUUUACUUUGUGUAGGAAUCCAUUUGUGUUCAACACCAAGUUCAGCAUUAACAGCACACUUUUGACGCAUGCAAAUGGUAACUGUUCGUGGCAGUGUUUGGUAAACUUGCACAAAACUUGCAUGAGUAUGAGAGUACAGCGGCGGCAUGAUAUGCCAAGUGAACCAAUAUGCGGGGGUGGAACAGCUGCGCCGCUUGCACCAUCCAUUUGCACCAUCCUGCGCCAAACUUAUUUAUCAGCGCCAUACUGCGCUGCAGCGCCCGCAUUUUGCCGCAAAGUGCGACAGCCAUCAAGCCCCGUGCCCAAAAACGUGGCUGAAACAUUGUGUUUUCGGUUUCAUCAAGGCUGUGAUCGGCUAUGGAGGUUGGCUGAACAGGCGCUACGCACCACUGAUGAAAAAAAAAAAAGGACGGAGGUUUCACAAGUGUUGGGACCAAGCGCUGUGGGUGUUUUUUUUCCUUUUUUUGUGUGUGCUUUUAAGCUCAUUACACCAAAGUGUCUUUUGUGUGAAACAAUAUACCUUAUUGUGCGGAAUGGUCUUUUGUGUCCAAUAUUGCAUAGUACUGCAAUAACAAAACGUCAGAACUAUUUUGUAGUUCUGAAGAAGUUUAAACCAGAAGAAACCUUCCAGGAUAUGAGCAUAUUUCUCCAGGCAUUGUACUACCUAGCAUGACUGCGGCCAUUAGGAAAAGAACAACACGAACGUGUGUACAGCUGCCCAUUUUUUAACCUGAAUGCGCGAGCGUUGACCGCCGAGCUGAUAAGCGCUGUAUGAUGGAGUGCAACUGGGAAAUGAACGAGAAUACGAGCAUGCGCACAGUGAACAGUCCGAUGCAGCUUCGUCUGCCAGGCUGUUAUGUGAAUUGGACUUAAUCCCACCUGCAUUUAUGUCCAGUUUGUUUUGUUUGAACUGGCAGAUAUCUUUUUUGCCUCAGGAAAGUGCUGCGUGAACCACAGGAAAAAGAAAGAAAAAAUGCUGAUAAGCGCGUAGUAUAAUCAGCGGGUGUAUAUCACAUCCCAUCCAUUUCACACGCGACCACGUGGCCUUUCUUUUAUAACUUCUUGGCAGCUUUCAGAAAAGAAAAAAAGGAUGGGGGAUAACUGUGCUUAAAAGAAGUGGGGGUGGUGUCCGGUUCUCAGAACAGCCUAGCAAAGACAGACUCAUCGAGUACACACGCAUAUUCUCGUUCAUUUUGCUGCUGAGCUCCAUUAUACGGUGCUUAUCGACUCGGUGGUUGACCCUCGUGCAUUCAAGUUAAAAAAUGGGCAGCUGUACAUAGCUAAAUAGGGCUAUUGCACAAUUUACCUUAGUGCUUGCCAAAUGCAGCAUUGGACAAACGUUGCUUCACAAGUGCUGUGAAAAGGGUCUACAUCUGCUCUGAACAUUCUCUCUGACCGCUCCAAACUUGCUCGAAAAGGCAUUUCUGUAUACUCCAAGCCUGCUACAAAAGGCACUUUUGCCUGCUCCCAGGACUGCUCCCAAACCCAUGCUUCCUGUUCCACCCCCGCAUAUGUGGCAAUGUAAUUGAGUCCUGUUGCACUGUGAUAAUCAGUUUGCUUGACACUAGCGCAAAUGUAAAGAAGCAGCUCUCGGCUUGCAAAGAGCUUGCGUGUGUCUAUAUAGAUGCGCGUCACUACUGUUGUAUACCUCAAAGACUGCUCCAUAGAACAUUACUGGGAUGAAGCAGUUUCGCUUGGAAACACCGAUAGCGAUCGCAGCGUGUUCAGUGGCAUCAGUUGUGGGAAACAGGAGUGCCCUGGACUGUGACUGGAGCACCCUUUAAAAAAAGAUCACUUGGAGUGUCCCUAUAAUUGCAGGAGAGCUAUACCUGAAGGCUUCUUUCGAAUAGAUAUGUGCGUUUGUGUUUAGCCUUAACACUAGGGUACUGAUGUGGGCUUUGUCAUCGGGAACAUAGUGCAGAAACAAACAGGCACAACAAGUGACAAAGAAACACAAGCAUUAACUUCCUGUAACGAAAUUUAUUUUCGGGAUUGGUCACACUUUUCAGCACACACAUCGAUAUCGGGGCCUUUCUAGGGAGCACAGAAACAGUCAAAGAUGGACUUGGCUUUUCUCUGCAAAACGUGUGCGUGUUUACCUUUCUCUGUCAUUGUUUAUGGAAGUGAAUGGGCACCUAUAAGAUAAUUGUAAAUUAAGCGCAUGCAAUCUGCCGCCAACUAAUGCAUGAUCAAACCUUCAAUGCAAUCGUUUGCCAAAGGAAUGGAUUCCUUGAGGAGUGAAUUCAUCUACAGUGUAAUAUCGGGGGUUUUCUUGUGUUUUUGGUGCUGUAUUAGUUUUAAAAUUGCAUCCAUGUUGUGGCUUUCAACCAAAGUAGCCAUGUAUUGUGGGGGUGCUCAAAAUAAAUCAUUGUUGAGAUCAGAGUUUGGAGUUUAUUUAUGCAAAGUUCAUUCCAUUAGUGCGCUAAAUUUCUAGAAUAAUUUCAGCCGCUUUCGGCAAAGGAAGAUGGAUGACCUCUGCCUCCCCGUAACUGACAAUUUUUAAAUGGGAGCUUGCAUGAACUGCGGCCAUUUUGUUGUCUUAGCCAGUCGAGCCUGUGUACUAGGAAGCAGCUCUCGCUCGAACGGUGGUGGCGUGAUGGUGCACUGUGCAGUCCGCCUUUUUCACGACACCCGCGCAUACGCUCUCCCCUAGCGAAAAAGUUGCGAAAUGUCUCAUCAUCUCGGAGGCCUUGCUUCUGGCAAUCCCGAUUGCCCCGGCCCCUACCAAACCCCUACCAAAAUAGCAGAGGGCCGCACAGGAAUAUGAAAGAGGUGGGUUGUACGCUGUAGCAGAGGCCUCGCGCAGACAAGCGAAGCACGACCACCAAUAGCCUCCGCGACUAAAGAAAUAGUCCUGCUUAUGACGGCGCCUUAUGACGUCAGUCUGCAGUGAACGCCCAUUGGUGCACGCUUUGAGGAGGGAACGCUGCAGAGUUCUAUCAAAUCUUGUCCACUGCAAAAAUCUGUGUUAAAGACAUAAAGUGAAGUGCUAUAGCAAUUCUAACUAUUGUGACUGAUUCUAUGAUUAUAUCUUCAUUAUUAAUAGACAAAAUUAAUGUCGGAGUGUCAUUUUUUAAUUUUGCACUAAAACUUUAUUACCUGUGAUGUCAGGCCGACAAGCGGGCAUGAAGUUUUCUUUUUGGUCACAUUGGCAAAAUGGAAUUUCAUGAAUCCUGCUAUGUGACAAUGUAAUUCUGGUAAACAAAUGUAGGCACUAACAGACGUCCUCAAUGUCCCGUUCGUGUGGGAAAGUCAUUGCGCGUUUACUCACCGACAAAGAGUGGUUUCUGAAGGGGUAAUUUACUAACAUAAUCUUUUUUUUUUGUUAAGUGUGCCUUAACAGAACAUGUUGAAGUUAAUGCAGAGCCUUCCAUUACUGGAAACCUUAUGUUUUAUGCAUAAAUACCCAAACAAUUAUUUCGUUUUGUGGGUUGAAAGGAACUUUGGGCCAGUGGAACAGGAGGCACACUUCCCCAUGUGAGUGGAACACUAAGCUUGUGCUGAAUGCAUAACAGGGUUCUAUUGGGUAGUAAGAAUAAUUAAUCGAAUGUUGAGGCCGCUUUUGCUUAUGUCUCAAACACUGCAAUAUUGUGCAAAGCUUUCUUGAACGACAUACAUGUGGAAUAUGUGUAGGGAAAGUGUUUUGUAGUGUAUAAGGCCUUAUGUCACUGGACAAAAAACAUUUGGUGCCCUCUAGAGGUGAAUGAUCAAAAAGUGAACUUCAUUAUCUUGAAUAUUUUGAAGGGUCCCACAACACUUUUUCAUGUUAUAUACCCUCGAAUAGCUAUCAGAGUUUCUUAAGGCAAAAUCCUUGCGUCUCAUGCAGAUGUGACGAACAAAAAGCCGGUGUGAGCAAAAUAAGUCUGUCAUCGUGAGCUGCGCAUUCAUUUCGCCUUUGCAGCGUUUGCGUGACUAAACGCAAUGAAAAAAAGCAGUGGGUGUGUCUCGCUGCAGUGGGUGUGUCCCCCAGCCUGAACACAUGGGGAGUCAGGACCCCCUGACACCCCCACCGAUUUAUGCCAGUGCUGUGAGGGAGCCUGUGAGUUCUUUCCGCAAAAAUUUUUCGUAUCGGUCAAGUAUGAGUGGAGUUGCAGGGAUUUGUCGCCGAGAUCAUACAGCUUUUUCUCAUUAGUCCCAACGAGCACACUAGAAGCUUUACAGGGAGGGAUGACACGGGGGAAAAAAGCUAGGUCAGUGCAUGACCUAGCUUCUACACUACAAUGACCUUGAGAACCAUCAGUUUUUUGUUUUAUUUACGUGUUCACAUAUUUCCAGUAUAAUGACAAACGUGCCACUAAGGUCCCUAAAAUAGCUUACGUGCCACCGGCACCGGGCAGCACAGUGUAGCGAUCACGGUAACUAUUCAGCACUUGAGACACUAUUGUGCGAAAAUGUGAGGCGUCAGUAGCUACUGUCGUAGUGGGUUCAGUACAAGACAAGGGACCAAUUCAAGCACGAAGUGUUUGAAAUAGCACUGGUGUUGUCUGCUGAGUGCUGCUUCACAUGAAUGUAACAGAAAACGAAACAGUAAGUGAAGUAAGCUUUGAAGGUAAGACUUGUAGAUAUUUUAUUUGUUGAACUCGAAACAGAUCAACAUUACUGAGGUUAUUUUGCAAUGAUGAAGCCAGCAAAUGACCAGGUCCUCCCUUCGACUACGUAGUUUGCCUAGAGAGACUGCGAUUGUUGUUGAAGUGAACUUGUGAGGUCCCUGCGGCGUCCAGUGCAGUGAUACUUGGCUCGCAUGUUCACAGCAGCCCUGACUACUGACAUGCAGCCUUUACUAUUUUCAAACAGUUUUUCAGCGCCUCUGUCCUGAACCCCCCCCCCCCCUUGUGCUUGGUGGAAAAAAAGUGAAUCAUGACGAGUGGGCGAAGCUCUGGGUAUCGUAUGGGUGAGUAACCGUACGUUACCCGAGCGUUACCCCAUAUAAUGUAAAUUGAGUUACAUAAAGAGUCGACGACAAAGCUAGGUCCUAAGGUCCAUAAUGUCUAUGUUGAAGUCGCCGACUAGUAUAAAGGGUUUGUGCUUGUAGGUGUUUUAUAUUGUUCCGUCACAAUUAUAAUUGAUGUUCAUCUAUUGUAAACCUUUUUUUUAUUCACAUACACACGUUUUGACUGUAGCAGCGGUUUUCUAUAUACCAUGACAGCGGACAGUGAGAGCCGACGACAAAGCUAGGUCUUAAGGUCCAUAAUGUGUACGUUAAAGUCACCAACUAGAAUAAAGGGUUUGUGCUUGCAGGUGUUUUAUAUUGUUUCGUCACAAUUAUGAUUGAUAUUAGUCUAUUCUUAAACCUGAUGUUUCGAUUUCACACAGUGCUGUGUAAGCACGGACACGGACGCCAAACAAAUGGACGGACAUGCCUUGACCUUAAGGUGCUUCGCCCCUAAAAAAAGAAACACAGCAGAAAGCAGACGCUGCUGCGAGAUUUGGCUGCUACUCAGCCAAAUCUUGCAGUCGGGCACGGCAAGGAGCGCUCAAUAGUAUGCUAAAAUUCCACAGUAGCCACACUUGCACACAUCAGAAUUGCACCGGGAUCGCGUGUCAUGACGCGCGCGUCUGCUUCUUUCCCUUUAACUAUCUGCCCUGCCUAGCUGACAGCACGCUCGUCAGUACGAAACAAAAGAGAAAGGGUUUAAAGUGAGCGACAAAUCCCUGCAACUCCGCUACUUUGACGGGUUGGAAACGUGGCAAUCGGUUCAUGAGGCAAUAAACUCCAAUGCUGAAAUCAGUUGAUGAUUACUUGAAAAUGUGGUUCAGGACCCCUUUAAAUAUAAGCGUGCAUGUGUGCAUAUAUUCGUCUUUGGAGAAAUCUUAGUUCGAAAAUGCACCAUUUGUAACUGUUUCAAAAGGCUUAUUUGCUGCUCUGUGACUUAGGCCAAUCUGUGUUGCCAGGCAAAGCGAAUUUGCAUGCUACAGGACCGCCAAGAAACUUGCGCCUCCGGAAAUGUUUUGAGCCUGCACACUUGAAUACUUCAAAAGCCUUUGACCUGGUAUUGGUGCCUACAUUAGUCCCAAAGCUUAGUGAGCUGAUGACUUGGAAGGUGUUGCUUCACUGCUGCAUUGAAGUAUACCAUAGAAUAUGUGGAAUCAAUCAUAAGGGUCUAUAUGACCAUAUGCCAGGCACAUGUUUCAGUUCCUUUAUUUUAAUGAGCAAGUCAAGUAAACUUAUUAGCACAUUUAGAUAUAAUGCCACUUGCAUUCUUCUGUAUUCUUUAACUUUAUGUACCUUAAUUCUAAAACUCUGUAUUUUGCAAAUUGAUACAUUUGUGACAUGCACUGUUACGUUUAGAAAUUGAUGCUGAGCUGUGGUAAAAAUUGUGACAACAGUGCAUUUGCGGGACUCAAGUUUAGAAUGUCGAUGUGUACUUAACUUUUGCUCGCCAUACAGACAGCGUUGAAUUUUGCUGAAGCAAAUAUCUCUGACAGCGUUCUUUGUUUUUCCAGUUUUAUUGCUUGGUACCGACAAGAAUAGAUAGCCUGUAAUCUCACCGAAUUUCCUUUGGUUGUGAUUGAAUACUAACCUGUUUUGUGUACUUUGGUGUUUGCGCUAAGGACGCGAUUGGUCGGUGUUGUUGUACCUGCAGCUUGCACAAGAAAUGGCAUUGACAGUUGUUGCUAAGCCUGUAAGUAUUACACUGCCUUGUGUUUUUACUCUUGCCAUGGUGAGCCUGAACAUAUGCCAAAGUGGUGCACCUUUUUUGCUGCAAUAAAG